CCGAAUCCCUAGGGGCGGUGGGCAGGGACCUUAGUUGAGGGAUCGGGUCACUCUCGAGUUCUCGCCCGGCCUGAGCCGGAGGAGCUGCCGGGUCGUGGAGGCGGAGAUGGCGGAGGGCGGUGGGAAGAGGUGCCUGGUCUUGCAGGCUCAGCUGGCCCGACAGACAUGAAGCUCUUGACUUUGGUGGCCGUGGUCGGGUGCUUGCUGGUGCCCCCGGCUCAAGCCAACAAGAGUUCUGAAGAUAUCCGGUGUAAAUGCAUCUGUCCACCUUACAGAAACAUCAGCGGGCACAUUUACAACCAGAAUGUAUCUCAGAAGGACUGCAACUGCUUGCACGUGGUGGAGCCCAUGCCGGUGCCUGGCCACGAUGUGGAGGCCUACUGCCUGCUGUGUGAGUGCAGGUACGAGGAGCGCAGCACCACCACCAUCAAGGUCAUCAUCGUCAUCUACCUGUCCGUGGUGGGGGCCCUCUUGCUCUACAUGGCCUUCCUGAUGCUGGUGGACCCCCUGAUUCGGAAGCCGGACGCAUACACUGAGCAGCUGCACAAUGAAGAGGAGAGCGAGGAUGCACGUUCCAUGGCAGCAGCUGCUGCGUCCCUGGGGGGACCCCGAGCAAACACUGUCCUGGAACGUGUGGAAGGUGCUCAGCAGCGGUGGAAACUGCAGGUGCAGGAACAGCGGAAGACAGUCUUUGACCGGCACAAGAUGCUCAGCUAGAUGGCUGGCGCAGUUGCAUCAGGAACCCAGGCUGUGGCUGCCGGCUCUUGGGGCUGGGUGGAGUCGGGUCCAUUCUCUUCCCUCAAUGCAGUCUUCCCCGGUCUUCCUUUAAAAGCCUGUGACAUUUAUCUUUCUCUCUAGAAAUGUACUCAGCUAUUGUAAUUAGGGUAUGUGGUGGGGUCUCUGGUCACUAGUGUCUCCAUAGGUUUUAGAGAGGAGGGAAGGCAGGCAAGAAAGAGAUAUUUGAGGAGGUCACAAGAUUGGGUAGAAUCUGGCCCUCCUUGCUCUACCUUUGCCAUUCCUUCCAGUACUACGUGUUGGGAGAACUCUGUUUGGGAGGAAAAAACGACCCUGCGCUCGGCACAUGGCUCCUGGCUGCUGUGGUCCUAAUCCCCACUUCCUCCCUGUGCCAAUACCUCAGCUCCUGCUUGGCCUGGCUCUAGCCCUCAGGAAUCAUUCUGGUGCCACCGGGCCCACCUGGAAGCCUGGGCUCUUGGUCCACUGGAUGCACGGCAGUGCCCGUGCAUUCCUGCACACACUCCCCCCUCAGGAGGCCAGGCAGCCCCCAUCUCUUCCCCAGUGUCUGCAGCUGCUGAGCCACAAAGUUGGUUGAACCACAUGACACAAGGCUGAGCAGUGGACUCCUGUCCUUGGACCACACUUGUCCCUGAAUUCCACUGUACCAUGCAUGGAGAGAAAUGUUUGUCCUUCGUUGUCUGUAACCCAUGGAAGCCCAUUAAAUUGUCUUAUUUCACUCA
Molecule: messenger RNA, 1475 nt
Organism: Jaculus jaculus (lesser Egyptian jerboa)
Lineage: Eukaryota; Metazoa; Chordata; Mammalia; Rodentia; Dipodidae
Gene: Tmem9
Product: transmembrane protein 9
Exons: 6
Coding region: 166-717 (183 amino acids)
Cellular component (GO): lysosomal membrane
Source: RefSeq, a predicted model, not a curated record